CCUGAUACUGUUGUGGGCAACUCAUUGCUGCACUGCUUUCUGUAUUUAUCUUCUAAAGUCUUGUCUUUAGAUAAUGGAGCCAGUGAACUCAUUUGAGAACGCAGAAACUGAGAGUCAGUCACAGUCCGCUGUCCCACUGUCCCCCUCCAUUUAUGUUCGUCCCACACUGAGAAAUGGUGAGAGUUACCAUGUCUUCAUCAGCUACAGUAGCACUGACUACCAGUGGACCCACUCCAUCAUCAGCCACCUGGAGUCCUGUGGUCUGCAGGUCUGCUACCAUGAGCGUGACUUCACUCCUGGACGUACCGUGUUGGAGAACAUGUCCGAAUGCAUCCAGGAGAGCCAGAAGGUGCUGCUGGUUCUCAGCCCAGAGUUUGUGAGGAGCCGCUGGUGUCUCCUGGAGGCCAACAUGUCUCUGUUCAGAGACUGCCUGGAGAGGAAACCCAUCAUCCCAGUGCUGCUGCAGUCAGGAGUUUCAGUUCCUCUCCAUCUUUGCCACCUCACUUACCUGGAGGCCAGCGACCCCAGCUUUAUGGACAAGCUGCUCAAGGUACUCUGCACCCCCAACCAGCAGCUUCAAGGGUCCACUGUGGCACCCUUCCAGCCUCCCUCUAUCUACAAUGGGAAGGCCAUGCAGCCUUUGAUUGCUGUCAAUGAUGAUGAACUUAAUACAUGGGAUUCUGGUAAGUUCAUGGACACAGAGGUGCCGGACCAACUGCGUCUGAUCAUCGAGGACCAAGAGAAGUACAGAGAGGCUGUGAGGAUGAUCAACAGUGUCUCUCAAAAUAAAGUGUGGCUGCGCCCACUCUGGAUUAGAGUACUGAUCUACGUUACUGGUGUAAUAACUUUUUUAGGCUGGGUAGCUAUUUCAAUUUAUGUGACAAUAUUCAUAGCCAGUAACUUUUCAGUUGAAGAUGUCAACAAAAGUCUUACUGGAGUACUUGUGGUUACUAUUUCUAGUGUCUUCUGUGUUCCAUUGGGGCUGAUUAUUCAGCUUAGUCUCUGGAAGAGGGAUGAUGGAAAUUACAUUGUGAGGGAGAUGCAGAAAGCUGUGGGUCAGGCAAACACAAUCAUCUGUGUGGAGAAGGUGUUAAUGGGCUGUCGAUCCAAUUCAAAAAUCUAUCUGGUGUAUGUUUCUCUAGAUGGCUGCAAACAAGAGUUUGAAGAAACAUUUUCUAAGCAGGAAGAGGCUGAGCACAUGUUUCACAGAGCUCUGAUCUUCUUCUCAUCAGGUUAUGCCUGUUGCCUUGCCAAAAGACAUUUUCCUUUUCCCCAACCCAGCUCCACUGGUCACCUGGAGGGAGGAGUGUGUUUCUGCCAGUAUGUCUCCCAGCAGCUGAGCACGGGAGACUGGAAGUAGAAAUAUGUAGAAUUAUAAUCAAAUAUUGACUUAAAACUAUUCACUGCCCAAUAUGUGUCAGGCAAAUUGUUGGAAUUACUGGAUCAUGAACAUGUGUGAACAUACAUUGAUGUGUGCUGUAUAUUAUGCUUUUAGAGCCACAGUUUUAUUUUUAAAAAAGAAUAUUGUGUUUCUGUCAGUAUUUCUCCCAGUAGCAAAAACCAGAUCAUGGAUAAGUAACAGUAUGGACUUG
Molecule: messenger RNA, 1592 nt
Organism: Toxotes jaculatrix (banded archerfish)
Lineage: Eukaryota; Metazoa; Chordata; Actinopteri; Toxotidae
Exons: 2
Coding region: 74-1360 (428 amino acids)
Biological process (GO): immune response; toll-like receptor signaling pathway; inflammatory response
Cellular component (GO): membrane
Molecular function (GO): transmembrane signaling receptor activity
Source: RefSeq, a predicted model, not a curated record